This is a messenger RNA of Gekko japonicus, 3401 nucleotides long. It is a transcript of the gene TRPV2, whose product is annotated as transient receptor potential cation channel, subfamily V, member 2. The transcript has 16 exons. Gene Ontology annotation, biological process: calcium ion import across plasma membrane. Gene Ontology annotation, cellular component: membrane. Bases 418 to 2649 code for a protein of 743 amino acids. Gene Ontology annotation, molecular function: calcium channel activity; protein binding. Lineage: Eukaryota; Metazoa; Chordata; Lepidosauria; Squamata; Gekkonidae. The record is from RefSeq and is a predicted model, not a curated record.
UGGAUCCUCCAUCUUGGUAAGGCAGAGAUUAAGCUAUUAAUUAUGUGCCAUCUGUUCCGAGCGAUGCUACAUCCAUCGGUUCUGACUUUAAUUCUUUCAGUGGGAAUUUGAAAACCGCAUUGUCUUUUCCUUGAGGCUGCAAUAUUUACCCUUCUGCACCUGCCAGCUGAGAAAUCCAUAGGUCUUCUUCCGACUGGACUGAACACCACCCAGUGCAUAAGGAUCUUUAAUGUGUGGAUUCGGCAACCAGGACGUUUGCCUUUAUGGAAAAAACCUGCAUCGUAAUUUUGCAAGAGGAGGGUUUGUGAAAUCUGACAUUUGCCUCCUUGAUAGCAACCGACGUCUGACUUACUCCGCUCAACAGGAUAUUAGAGACAGGGUGGAAUAAUCCCCUCCGCAAACACCUCCAGUCAGACGAUGUUGCCGUUGUUAGAGGUUGCUGACAGCGUCACUGAAGAAUCGGAGGCAGCCCGGAACUGGGCAGAGGAUGGGGGAGAUGAGUUACGGCCUCUGGACACCCCUUUCCAGAACGAGAGCCAGCCCGCUGCAGUGAUCAGGAUAAGAAAAGAUUAUCGGGGUAACGAUGCGAGCCCAAAGGAUCCAGAUCCCUACAACAGAGACCGUAUCUUCGGCGCUGUUACGAGCGGCACACCUGAGGAGCUGGAAGGCCUGGCCGGAUACUUGCGAAGAAGCCACAAAUUUCUCUCCAACUCUGAAUACAGAGAUGGAAAAACAGGAAAGACUUGCUUAAUGAAGGCCCUGCUGAAUUUGAGAGAUGGGACGAACCCCACCAUCGCGGUGCUGCUGAAGAUCGACAAGGAGAGCGGGAAUCCAACCCCCCUAGUCAAUGCUGCUUGCACUGGUAACUACUACCAAGGCAACACGGCACUGCACAUUGCCAUCGAGAAGCGGAGUUUAGAUUUAGUGAAGCUCCUGGUAGAGAACGGUGCCAACGUCCACGCCAGGGCCUCUGGGGAGUUCUUCCAGAAGAAGAAGAGAGGAGUGUGCUUCUAUUUUGGUGCACUCCCCCUGUCCUUGGCUGCUUGUACCAAUCAGAUGGAAGUGGUACAGUACCUCCUGGACAACCCUCACCAGAAGGCCAGCCUGACAGAAAGAGAUUCUUUGGGCAACACGGUCCUCCACGCUUUAGUGAUGGUGGCCAAUGAUACAGAGAAGAAUACGGAGGUUGUCGUCAGGAUGUAUGAUGGGAUCCUGAUGGAAGGCUGCAAGCUUGACCCACUACUGAAACUGGAGGAACUAGAGAACAGCCAAGGGUUAACUCCAUUGAAAUUGGCUGCCAAGACUGGCAAAGUAGAGAUUUUCAAGCACAUUCUUCAGCGAGAGAUCAAAGAUCCCGAGUUCAAACACCUGUCACGCAAGUUCACCGAAUGGACCUAUGGACCGGUUCACAUUUCUCUGUAUGACUUGUCCUCCAUCGACAGCUAUGAAAAAAAUUCUGUACUAGAAAUUUUGGCCUACAGCAGUGACACUCCAAAUCGGUACAAAAUGGUGGUUUUGGAACCGUUGAACAAACUGCUCCAGUGCAAAUGGGACUCCUUCGCCGCCAGGAGAUUUCACCUCAGCUUGUUGACCUAUGCGAUAUUCAUGGUGAUCUUCACAGCCGUUGCUUAUUACCAGCCUGUGGACAGGAAGGCAGAGCUUCUAGAGAAGUAUGCUGCAGCAGAUACACUGAGGGUGAUUGGCCAGGCCGUUGUCUUAGUGGGUACCAUCUAUCUCCUCAUUGCUCAGGCUCUUUUCUUGUGGAGGAGGCGCCUCUCCUUGAGAAGUCUGCUCUCAGAUGACUGUAUUCAGGUUUUGUUGUUGGUGCAAUCGCUCAUGCUGUUGAUUUCAGUGCCAAUGUACUUCAUGGGGAUGGAGGAAUAUGUGCCUUUGAUGGUUUUCUCCCUGCUGCUGGGCUGGAUGAACAUGUUGUAUUACACCCGAGGAUUCCGGCUGACGGGGAUCUACAGUGUCAUGAUACAGAAGACAAUCCUGAGGGAUCUUCUGCGCUUCCUCUUGGUCUACCUGAUCUUCCUUUUUGGCUUUGCAGUAGCCCUCUUCACCCUAACGAACGAGGGAGUCCUGCCGGCCCAGAACAGUUCUGUCCCCGUCACGGAGGAUGGUAAACCCAAAGGCACGUACACCGGGCUGUUCAUGGCUUCUCUGGAACUCUUCAAGUUCACGAUCGGGAUGGGGGACCUGGAGUUCCAUGAGCACAUGAAAUUCAAGUACUUUGUGAUCUUCCUGCUCCUCCUCUUUGUGAUCCUGACGUACAUCCUCCUUUUGAACAUGCUGAUUGCCCUGAUGAGCGAGACGGUCAACAAGAUCUCCGGAUACAGCCAAAGUGUCUGGAAGCUCCAGAGAGCUGUAACUAUCCUGGAGAUAGAGAAAAACUGGCUUUGUUAUUGGAAGAAGCCGCAGAGAUCUGGCUGUUUGUUGCCCGUUGGCUCAGGAGAAAAAGACAAAAGAUGGGUUUUCCGAGUGGAAGAGAUCGAUUGGGCCAACUGGGAGAAAGAGGUGGGAGUCCUCAGUGAGGAUCCCGGGAGCUCUGGGGACUCUGGAAUAGAGGUCCAAGAGAAGGGCCUGUGGAGCUGGGUAGCGCGGGCGAAGGCUGCCUCGUCCACCACGGCAUCCACACCGGAGGAGUAGAUGCUCUCCCAGCACCUGAGCUGAUGAACAAGGUGAAGCUGUUCAGAAGACGCAACACGUCUGCCGAGCCUGCCUGCAAAUGAGGGCCGAAAUCCUUAAGCUGAUUCCGGUCAGAACAAUGUCAAGAAAACCCACAACUGAAGUGGCCACUGACAGUGGGCUUCUGCUGGGACCCGUGCCUUUGCGGCUUUGUGCGUCACAGGCCAGGCCUUACUUGCAACCAUGUAUAAUUCAGUGUCCCUCUCAACAGGGAGCAACAGCCCAAUAUUUAGCUGGUUAAUUAAUCCCCGCCAGCUCCCUGACCGCUUGGCUCUCUGCCACAAGGUCCCUUCAUGGCCUACACACCCUUCAUAUGCGCACUGUCACUUCAGUUUAACAAAUCUUGGAGGAGAUUUAACUCCAGCACCACUCUCUCGAACCCCUGGUUUUCAUCCCUUGACGUCCUGUACAUGGAGGCAUGAAAAGACUGUUGGGAUAUUGUAACUCUGCAUGCAAGAGGGUAUUGGAGGGAAAGGGUUAAGAGAAUCCUGUCACCGGCAGUUGGCCCCCACCUUCUUCUGGGUGAGAUGCUGAGCCUUUUUGCCCCUUGCUUACCUUCUCUAUUUCAUCUUGGGUGAUUCUGCAUCUAGCAUUGGCUCCACAUUUUCUCAACUGGGAGGAAAAGGUGCAGCUCAAAACCACAUUCAGAUACCUCGGGGCAGUGCCGCACUGACCGCAAAGUCACCCCUCAAUGGCCAUAAAACGGCCAUUAG